This is a messenger RNA of Solenopsis invicta (red fire ant), 1521 nucleotides long. RefSeq lists its product as uncharacterized. The record is from RefSeq and is a predicted model, not a curated record. The transcript is spliced from 4 exons. The coding region runs from base 570 to 1241 and encodes 223 amino acids. Lineage: Eukaryota; Metazoa; Arthropoda; Insecta; Hymenoptera; Formicidae. Gene Ontology annotation, biological process: regulation of transcription by RNA polymerase II. Gene Ontology annotation, cellular component: nucleus; transcription regulator complex.
GACGAAACAAGCGAGCGCGUGCACAGCCGCUAUGCGGUCCCGCCGUGUGUAUAAAGGUGCCUACUGAUGGACGCGGCAAAUGCCGCGCGCGGCAACGCGGCAGUUCAGAAAGAACUAGAUUCUAGGGGCUUCUGAACCACUGCGAUGCCGCAAGUGAAGUUGGAUUAAUCCAACUUCACUCGCGGCAUCGCAAAAGUGAUUACUAGAGCGAAAUUUGAAAGAUUAUAACGAUGGCCGAAAUGGAGAUUCCAAAGGUUAGUAGAUGUUUAUAUUUGUAUUCUAUAUUUGUGUGUAAUAUGGAGUUUUAUACAAAAAUGUUAACAUAGCAAUUAAGGAAGUAAUAUAUUAAUGCAAUUAAGUAAUAUACAUAUGAUUUAUUAUAAUCAUCAAGAUUGGAGGUUAAGUACAUAUGUUUUACAUGUUUUCGAAAACAAAAUUGUAUGAUAGUAUGUGCAAAUAAAUCAUCUAUUUCAAUUCUUAUAAACAUUUAUGACUUGGAACCGAACUUUUGAAUGACAUUGGUGAUAUAAUUAAUAUUUUUGUUAUUAUAGAAAGUAUAUACAUGCGGAAUGUGCGAGAUAAUUCUUGAAGAAGAAGAUACACAUGCCCAUGAAUGUUUAAAGAAUUAUCCCACAAUUGUUAGCGAUGAAAAUUUGUAUUUGUAUCCCCAAUGUGAGGAUGGAAGCAUUGUACGGCGCAGUGCGAUUGACGAAGAUGAUCAAGAUGGAGUGUUGGUGAUGGAAUCACAUCCUCCGACAGAUCAAGAACCGCUUACAUCAAACACAGAACAAAACGUAGAUGAAAUCAUAAUAGCAGAAGUGUCGGCACGACCGCUAUUAUGGAACCAAAGAAUAAAUAUAACAAAACGUGAUAGACGAACUGUACAACAGCUUUGGAUGGAAGUAGCUGAUGCGACAAAUGGCGAAUGUUCUGUCGACGACGUAAAAAAAAAGUGGAAAAACUUGAGAGAUCGUUUUAUGAAAAUCGUCUCUCUUGAGAAGUUACCAAGUGGCUCAGGAAGUAAGCCAUCACGUAGAAAGUGGCAAUAUUAUGACUCGAUGUCUUUCCUACGGAACACUUAUCUGCAAAAACAGACAGUUUCAAAUAUAACAAUUAAUGAAUCCAUUAAUCUCAUUAACGACGCUCAGGAAGCUCAUGGCGAUGUGGAAGCUCAGGAUGAGGAAGUCAACGAUGCGGUUUGUGCACCGAUCAGGGGUAUGUUUCGGAAUAAGGUAUACUGACAAGUGAACAAAUUGAAAAAGAAUAGUACAGAAAGAGAAUAAUACUAAGACUAUACAAUAAUAAAAUAGGAUUCUUGUACUCAAAUUUCUAUUUUCUUUUCCUAUCAUCGUAGGAAGCUUUGAUUAUUAAACGACAUAUACCAGCCCGCAGACGCCACAUAAUGUUGAAAAUUCAUCAGCUUUUAUAUACAGAAUUGCGUGACAAUAAUAGUAAUAAUACAUAAUAAUAAUAAAUAUAAUAAUUAAAAAAUUAUAUUUUUAGUAGCACACUAAACACACA